This is a messenger RNA of Halichondria panicea, 1038 nucleotides long. Its product is annotated as guanine nucleotide-binding protein G(s) subunit alpha-like. Gene Ontology annotation, cellular component: heterotrimeric G-protein complex. NCBI's taxonomy places the organism in Eukaryota, Metazoa, Porifera, Demospongiae, Suberitida, Halichondriidae. Gene Ontology annotation, biological process: adenylate cyclase-modulating G protein-coupled receptor signaling pathway; DNA integration. The record is from RefSeq and is a predicted model, not a curated record. Gene Ontology annotation, molecular function: nucleic acid binding; GTPase activity; guanyl nucleotide binding.
AUGAUAGAUGCACCGAUCACCGUUGAUGGCAAGGAGUACCAGUGGAUUUAUCAUGUAUCGAUGUGUGCUCACGUUAUUUGUUACUUCGCCUAUGCACUGUAUUCUAAAGACACCGCUGUUGUGUCCGAGCAGUUACUCCAUAUUUUCUUUGACUUUGGCACGCCGUCUGUCAUUCAGAGUGAUAGGGGUUCCGAGUUUAUGGGGGCAGUAGAAAGGGUGGCUAAACUUCUACAAGUGAAGAUGGUGCAUAGUAGUGUGCGACACCCUCAGUCUCAGGGGAAGGAUGAAAGAUCACAUCGCACCCUUCGAGACAAAAUGAAAUUUGAUUUGCUCAAAAUGAGGACGGAGUGCAGUGAGGAAGUUAAAUACAACUGGGUGGAGUAUCUCCCUGUCUACCAGAUAAUCUACAACACUGGUUUUCACAAGUCCAUAGUUUCUGAUGCAGCUGUAAAAGAGCAUUUGGCAGUUGUAAAGGAAAUUCGAAAAGAAGCAGCACUGAAAUCCCAAAAGAUGGAUGAGCAGAUGGUGAAGAAGAAGCUCAGCAAGAACCCACCUUCUACUUAUAAUAUUGGUGAUUGUGUUUUUCUUGGUAUCAAAAUCUAUCUAAGGUCGUUGGACCGCCUGGGUCAUCCCACCUACAUCUCGUCCGAGCAGGAUGUGCUCAGAACAAGAGUCAAAACCACUGGUAUUGUGGAGACUUUCUUCGGCCACAGAAUUCUCAACUUUAUGAAGUCUAUAGCCUCCUUCCAGAGGAGGUCCGACAGGCGCAGUGCAGCUCAAGGUAAUGGCUUUGAGGGUGUGACGGCCAUUGUGUUCUGUGUGUCUCUGAGUGCAUACGACCUCAUGCUGGCCGAGGAUAAAGAAAUGAACCGUAUGACUGAGAGUAUUAAACUGUUUGACUCAAUCUGCAACAACCACUAGUUUGAAGAGAUAUCCAUUAUUCUCUUCAUGAACAAGAAGGAUCUAUUUGCUGAGAAGAUAGUCAGGCCUUCCCUGAAUAUACACUGUGAAGUCACUCUUCAAGAGUUUUGUGUUUAG